Molecule: messenger RNA, 2669 nt
Organism: Eptesicus fuscus (big brown bat)
Lineage: Eukaryota; Metazoa; Chordata; Mammalia; Chiroptera; Vespertilionidae
Gene: RUNX2
Product: RUNX family transcription factor 2
Exons: 9
Coding region: 55-1824 (589 amino acids)
Biological process (GO): regulation of transcription by RNA polymerase II; hemopoiesis; regulation of cell differentiation
Cellular component (GO): nucleus
Molecular function (GO): ATP binding; DNA-binding transcription factor activity, RNA polymerase II-specific; RNA polymerase II cis-regulatory region sequence-specific DNA binding
Source: RefSeq, a predicted model, not a curated record
UAGUGCUUGCAAAAAAAAGGAGUUUUAAAGCUUUUGCUUUUUUGGAUUGUGUGAAUGCUUCAUUCGCCUCACAAACAACCACAGAACCACAAGUGCGGUGCAAACUUUCUCCAGGAGGACAGCAAGAAGUCUCUGGUUUUUAAAUGGUUAAUCUCCGCAGGUCACUACCAGCCACCGAGACCAACAGAGUCAUUUAAGGCUGCAAGCAGAAUUUACAACAGAGGGUACAAGUUCUAUCUGAAAAAAAAAGGAGGGACUAUGGCAUCAAACAGCCUCUUCAGCACAGUGACACCAUGUCAGCAAAACUUCUUUUGGGAUCCGAGCACCAGCCGGCGCUUCAGCCCCCCCUCCAGCAGCCUGCAGCCCGGCAAGAUGAGCGACGUGAGCCCGGUGGUGGCUGCGCAGCAGCAACAGCAGCAGCAGCAGCAGCAGCAGCAGCAGCAGCAGCAGCAGCAGCAGCAGCAGCAGCAGCAGCAGGAGGCGGCGGCGGCGGCGGCGGCAGCGGCGGCGGCGGCGGCGGCGGCGGUGCCCCGGUUGCGGCCGCCGCACGACAACCGCACCAUGGUGGAGAUCAUAGCUGACCUCCCGGCCGAGCUCGUCCGCACCGACAGCCCCAACUUCCUGUGCUCCGUGCUGCCCUCGCAUUGGCGUUGCAACAAGACCCUGCCCGUGGCCUUCAAGGUGGUAGCCCUUGGAGAGGUACCAGAUGGGACUGUGGUUACUGUCAUGGCGGGUAACGAUGAAAAUUAUUCUGCUGAGCUCCGAAAUGCCUCUGCUGUUAUGAAAAACCAAGUAGCAAGGUUCAACGAUCUGAGAUUUGUGGGCCGGAGUGGACGAGGCAAGAGUUUCACCCUGACCAUAACUGUCUUCACCAAUCCUCCCCAAGUAGCCACCUAUCACAGAGCUAUUAAAGUUACAGUGGAUGGACCCCGGGAACCCAGAAGGCACAGACAGAAGCUUGAUGACUCUAAACCUAGUUUGUUCUCUGACCGCCUCAGUGAUUUAGGGCGCAUUCCUCAUCCCAGUAUGAGAGUAGGUGUCCCGCCUCAGAACCCACGGCCCUCCCUGAACUCUGCACCAAGUCCUUUUAAUCCACAAGGACAGAGUCAGAUUACAGACCCCAGGCAGGCACAGUCUUCCCCACCGUGGUCCUAUGACCAGUCUUACCCCUCCUACCUGAGCCAGAUGACUUCCCCGUCCAUUCACUCCACCACCCCGCUGUCUUCCACACGGGGCACCGGGCUCCCUGCCAUCACCGACGUGCCCAGGCGUAUUUCAGAUGAUGACACUGCCACCUCUGACUUCUGCCUCUGGCCUUCCCCUCUCAGUAAGAAGAGCCAGGCAGGUGCUUCAGAACUGGGCCCUUUUUCAGACCCCAGGCAGUUCCCCAGCAUUUCAUCCCUCACUGAGAGCCGCUUCUCCAACCCACGAAUGCACUAUCCAGCCACCUUUACUUACACCCCGCCAGUCACCUCAGGCAUGUCCCUCGGUAUGUCCGCCACCACCCACUACCACACCUACCUGCCACCACCCUACCCCGGCUCUUCCCAAAGCCAGAGCGGACCCUUCCAGGCCAGCAGCACUCCAUAUCUCUACUAUGGCACUUCGUCAGGAUCCUAUCAGUUCCCCAUGGUGCCGGGGGGAGACCGCUCUCCCUCCAGAAUGCUCCCGCCAUGCACCACCACCUCGAAUGGCAGCACGCUAUUAAACCCCAAUUUGCCUAACCAGAAUGAUGGUGUUGACGCUGAUGGAAGCCACAGCAGUUCCCCAACUGUUUUGAAUUCUAGUGGCAGAAUGGAUGAAUCCGUUUGGCGACCGUAUUGAAAUUCCUCAGCCGUGGCCCAGCGGUAUCUGGGAGCCACAUCCCAAAUGCAUCAAUAUAUACAUAUAUAUAGAGAGAGUGCGUAUAUAUGUAUAUCGAUCAGCUAUCUACAAAGUGCCUAUUUCUUAGAAGAUUUUUUCACUCGCUCACUCAGUCAUGCUCUUGCAACCGUAAGAGGGUAGCUGUUGAGAAGCAAAAGGCCAAGAGAGACAAUCAUAAUCAGGUUUCAGGUUUUCGAUCUAUUUUUUCUUUAAACAGAAAACACACACACACACACAUACACACACACACACACACACACGUGUACUUUUACAAACAAAAGAAAAAAAAGGUAUUUUUGUCGCUGUUGUUUGGUCUGUUAUGAAUCACCUGUUCAUAUGCCAAUUCAGAGAGGUGGACUCCAGGUUCAGGAGGAAGAAGAGCAAAGCGCUUCCUCUCUGCUCAAACCACGCGUCCUCACGGUGCAGCCGCCUGGGGCCCGCGCACGCUGCAGACCCGCUGGCAAAGCCAGUCGCGGGGCACGCUGAGGGAAGGAGGCAGCAUGAUGCUUCCGUGGCAGUGUAACUGCUCCCAACCUGGCCUGCAGACUUGCUGCAAGUGCUCCUCUGAACUGGUCGGUUCAGUUUUUUUCUUUUCUUUUUUCCUACUUUAAGAAAGUGACUUCAAAAAUACUGAUCAGGAAAGGUUAUUUUAUUUUACUUUUUUUGUAAUUUUUCCUCCCCCUUUCCCAUUUAACCAAAAAGAAAUACCAUCCUGAAACCCCUCUCCUUCUUUUAUGCAAAACUGAAAAUGGCAAUACCUUAUUAUAGCCAUAAUGGUAUAGAUAGUGUUUGUGUUGGCUGCGUGU